AUGAGACUUCUCCUCAUUUCAUUUGUUCUGUUCUUUGUGUCGUCUGUCUCCUCCAAAGAUCCCCAUUGUCCGAAUGGAUUCAACUAUCAAGGCGAUCUCAAUUUUUGCUACAUCUACACACAGACACCCAUGAUCUGGGAUGACGCGAAGCAAUAUUGUGCGAGUAAUGGUGCCAGUCUUGUCUCCAUUCAUAACGCUUUCCAGAAUGGUUUGCUCGGACAGCUCACAGCAAAUUUGACAGGCAGUACGACAAAUUGGAUUGGGGCCUUUGUGGUGCGGCACGUCGUUUUUGGUGAUCAGUACUUCAGCUGGGUUUGGGAUGAUGACACGAAAUGGGACUACGAUCGAGCAAAAGACGCAAGUGCCGACCAAGUGGGCUAUCUGAACUCUGGAGACGGGCAAUGGUAUGGAACGGAUCGACGGGAUCGACAUCCGACUCUAUGUGCUUACGCGGCAAUCGAUCCCACUCAGCCAAUCACCACACUCGGACCUGGGUGUUUGCCAGCCGAUCAACAACCACUCUACAAUUGUCGUGAUGGGUGGCAGUAUUCUCCGGACACCGGCUAUCAAUAUUUGAUUGCUUUCGACAAGAAUUUCACUGGCGGUGAAGCGUUUUGUGUGAGUCAAGGAGCGCAUCUCGUCUCCAUUCACAGUGCAGCCGAAAACGAUUUCGUUCGAAGGCUUUGCUGUACUUCGGAUGGCUCCUACCUCGAUCAUAUCGGCCAACGGGAUAACGCUCAAUAUUUGACUGGAGGACAAUGGUCCAAUGAUCAAUUCACGUGGACUGACGGAACACCGUGGGAUUUUAACGCGACGUUUUGCGAUGAAGGCACUUUUGAGGACUCGUUAAACUACACAAUGCAGGUGACCAACUGGAUCGGCUCAUCGCGAGAGGGAUGUAAUGUGCCCUCGGAGUGGUGGUGGGAUGUAGUCUAUGAGCCGAUGUCCUAUCUCACGACCGCUUACGUUGUCUGCAAGAAGAAA
Messenger RNA from Mesorhabditis belari, 984 nucleotides. The record is from the annotation of a GenBank genome assembly. Lineage: Eukaryota; Metazoa; Nematoda; Chromadorea; Rhabditida; Rhabditidae.